GCCAGUACCCUCGGUCCAAGCAGGGCCGGGAUCCCAGCAGUCGGUCAUGAUAAGGAGAGGCUUCCAGGUGGCAGCAAGACUUGGCCACCCCAGAGCACUUCUUGGGGGCCCCUGUAUCCUGCCUGGACUCCACCCUGCCUUAGCAUUUGGAUCCUCCACAGACUCCCUGGUCUCAAGAUUCUGCCCAGAGAAGACAGACUUGAAGGAUUAUGCUCUUCCCAAUGCCAGUUGGUGUCCAGACAUGUUGAGUCUGUACCAAGAAUUUCUGGAGAAGACCAAGUCCAGCGGCUGGAUCAAGCUACCCUCCUUCAAGUCCAACAGAGACCACAUCCAGGGACUCAAGCUCCCAUCUGGGUUGAUAGUCACCUCAGAUGAAAGUGACCAGCGCAUCUUCACCAGGUGCAUCCAGGUGGAAGGACAAGGCUAUGAGUAUGUCAUCUUUUUCCACCCAUCCAAGAAGAAGUCCAUCUGUCUUUUCCAACCAGGCCCCUACCUAGAGGGACCCCCAGGGUUUGCCCAUGGCGGGUCUCUGGCGGCCAUGAUGGAUGAGACCUUUUCUAAAACUGCCUACCUGGCUGGAGAGGGGCUGUUCACAGUAAGCCUCGACAUCAGGUUCAAAAACUUGAUCCCCGUGGGCUCCCUGGUUGUACUGGAUGUAAAAGUGGAAAAGACAGAGGACCAGAGGCUUUACAUGUCUUGCAUUGCCCAGAGCAGAGACCAGCAGACGGUCUAUGCCAAGUCCUCAGGUGUUUUUCUUCAGCUGCAGCUGGAAGAAGACUCGUCCCAGUAACAGUGUCUGUGCCUUCAGGAGAGCCUCCCACCCUCUGCCCUUCCUGCC
Molecule: messenger RNA, 838 nt
Organism: Carlito syrichta (Philippine tarsier)
Lineage: Eukaryota; Metazoa; Chordata; Mammalia; Primates; Tarsiidae
Gene: THEM5
Product: thioesterase superfamily member 5
Exons: 6
Coding region: 47-790 (247 amino acids)
Biological process (GO): long-chain fatty-acyl-CoA metabolic process; cardiolipin acyl-chain remodeling
Cellular component (GO): mitochondrial matrix
Source: RefSeq, a predicted model, not a curated record